AUGGCAGCAAUGGAAGAGCUUGAGGUGCACAGCAAGUCGUACUUUGUCCGCUGGGUCCCCGUCAAAUCCGACCAUACCAUCUCCUGGAGUAUUCAGCCGCACAAGAAAUCGCUCAAUUUCGGUAUCUUCAAGCAUCCCGGCCAAUCCGGCGUUCUCAGCACCCCUAACCUGUCGAGCGAUACCCCGAGCAAUGAUUCAAGUGAGAACCUCGCAAAUGGAAGCUCACGGAAUGCCUCUUCUUCUCUUAUCGAGAAGUUGACCGCAAUGGGAUUGAAGCAGAUCCGCUGGGUCGGUAAAUGCGAGGCGGACAAGAUCGUUCAGGGAACCUAUGAUGUGCCUGCUAACGAGGGCGGCAACUAUGCGCUCGUCUUCGACAACACGUUUUCAAAGCAGAUUUCGAAGACCGUGACUCUUGUCCUGCUGACCUAUCCGACUGCGUUGCCUCCGCAAUCCGUCCCUACUCCCCAUGCUUCCAAUCAGUCUACACCAGGGGAGACCAGUGAGAUCGGAAAAGCUUCAGUGUCGCGAAGGCGGGGUAACAGCCUCCUUGUCAGAAUGCCGCCGCAGAUCCAAGUUCAAGAGGAGAGCGAUUCGGCGACAACGAUACACACCGGGCUUCUGCUUAAGCGUCGCCGUAAGCGCCAUCAAGGGUGGGCGCGGCGGUUCUUUUCGCUCGACUUUACAUCGUCUACGCUAUCCUAUUUCCACGACCCAAAUUCCGCUACUCUCCGUGGUUCGAUUCCCUUGAAUCUAGCGGCGGUGGCUUGCAAUGAGAAGUCACGGGAGAUUUCGAUCGACUCCGGGACAGAAGUCUGGCAUCUCCGCGCGCGCAACGACGCUGAAUUCGUGGCGUGGAAGCGCGUGUUGGAGAAGGCAUCAUCUUCCAAAAACGCCGCAGAAGAUGACCACGGUCACUCGCCGAAGCACUUGCACCCACAUACGGCACUCCGACUCCCGGCGCAGCGCUUCCUGACGAACGCAGCCGAAGAGCGCGAAUGGACGCAGGUUGCGAGCCUGGUCAGCCGGGUGUCGGAAUCCCGUGAUGCUGUCCGGCGCCUAGCCAAGGACACCGAUCCCAAGUACAUCAGCCCCAACCCGCCGCCAUCCCGUGGGCGGUCCGGAAGAUCUCCUAGUCCUCACCCCGCGGAGACGAAUGGCGAUGAGAAGCGGUCGUUCUGGAAGCGCAAGACUUCUAACCCAGCGUCUAAAUUGUCUGCGCCCAGCGACACUUCGGUUGAGCGCAAACCCGGUGGCUUUUCCAAUACGGAGCAAGCCAGCGACGUGCACGAUGGCCUCAUGGCUCUAUUGCAUAACCUAGACCAAGUCGUCAGCGAAUUCUCGCUCUUGAUAACCGAAAGCCAGCAACGCCGUCACCCCCCAGAGCCCACCGCUGCGUCUCGCUUGAGUGUGGAAUCGGACAGGUCCGAGGAGUUCUUUGACGCCGUCGAUGGCGAUUCGCCAUUACUUACGAUCAAGAGCGACAGCGAUGAUGAGGAAGAUACAAUCGCAGACGGCUCCGCAGAUGUCACAGCCGACGAUGCCCUCUCCGACAGCGACGAAGACAUCUCUGAGCCCGGCGCAAGCACAGGCGCCGCGCACGACCAGUAUUCUCGAUUAUUCCCAGCACGGCCCAAAUCGCUCACUCCGCUCCCGCUGGAUACUGUCUCUCGCCGGAACAACAUCCCCGCCCCGACGGUGAUGCCCCCCAGUUUGAUUGGCUUCCUCCGCAAGAACGUCGGGAAGGACCUAUCCCAAAUUUCCAUGCCCGUAUCAUCCAACGAACCCCUCUCCCUCCUCCAGCGGGCCGCCGAGAUCAUGGAAUACUCCUCCAUCCUUGACAAAGCUGCGCAGCUCCCAGACCCCAACGACCGCCUCCUCCAUAUAACCGCCUUCGCCCUCUCCUCCCUCUCCUCCAACCGCGUACGCGAGCGCGCCAUCCGCAAACCAUUCAACCCCAUGCUCGGCGAAACCUUCGAACUUGUCCGCGAAGACAUGGGCUUCCGCUUCAUCGCCGAGAAAGUCUCCCACCGGCCCGUCCAACUCGCCUACCAAGCCGACAGCAAAGACUGGUCUCUCACACAGUCCCCGCGACCCUCGCAGAAAUUCUGGGGCAAGUCCGCCGAAAUCGUCACAGAAGGCAAGCUCCGCAUCACCCUCCACCCAACAGGCGAGCACUUCUCCUGGGUUCCGGCGACCUCGUUCCUGCGGAACAUCAUCGCCGGAGAGAAAUACGUCGAGCCCGUCGGCGAAAUGACCGUCCUUAACGAGACCUCCGGCGCUCGCACAGUCUCCACCUUCAAGGCAGGCGGGAUGUUCUCCGGCCGGUCCGAAGAAGUAACCACAAAACUCAUCGACCCCUCCGGCCGCGAAUCCGCACUCGGCCUCGCAGGGACAUGGACAGGAACCCUGCAGUCGACACGCAACGGCUCCGCAUCCGCAACCCUCUGGACGGCCGGACCCCUCGUCCACAACGCACCGAAACACUACGGCCUAACGACCUUCGCCGCCUCCCUCAACGAGAUCACUCCAAUCGAGAAGGAGAAACUCCCCGCCACAGACUCCCGCCUCCGUCCUGACCAGCGCGCCCUAGAAGACGGGGACGUCGAUCGCGCCGAGGAGGUGAAAGUACAACUCGAAGAAGCGCAGCGCGCGCGAAGACGCGACAUGGAAGCGAGCGGCGAGAGCUGGGAACCACGAUGGUUCUCGAAGGUUGACGAAGCGCCGGAGGGCGAGCCCGUUUGGAGGCUUAAGCCAGGCAAGGAAGGGUAUUGGGAGGAGAGGGUCAAAGGGAGUUGGGGGAGUGUCCUGCCAGUUUUCCAGACUUGA
Molecule: messenger RNA, 2826 nt
Organism: Aspergillus calidoustus
Lineage: Eukaryota; Fungi; Ascomycota; Eurotiomycetes; Eurotiales; Aspergillaceae
Source: the annotation of a GenBank genome assembly